AGCGCAGAGGGAGCGGAAACGAGUAAGGGAGAGGGGAAAAGCGCAGCGAAGCAACGAAGGGAAAGAUGGCGGCUCGGCGUGGGCGGGAGUGGGACGGGGACGGGCUCGGCGGUCCGCCGCAGACGCCGCUCGCCGCGCCCGUCGUCUGCCUCCUGCGUUCCGCCGGGGACCUCGCCGCCGGUGCCUUCGUCGGCUCGCUCGUCGGAUACGGCAAAGGUUUGAUCUCUAACCAAGGUAUGAAGGCUUCACUUAGCAACGCUGGAUCAUCUGCCAAGACUUUUGCAGCUCUUGCUGGUGUCCAAAGUUUCAUAAUGUGCUUAUUGAGAAGACUGCGAGGGAAAGAUGACAUGAUCAAUGCUGGUAUGGCUGGUUGUUGCACAGGCCUUGCUUUGAGUUUUCCAGGUGCACCCCAAGCAAUGUUCCACAGCUGCGUCACCUUCGCAGCAUUCUCAUGCAUAAUGGAUGGGCUCAACAAGCAGCAGGCUGCCAUGGCGCUCACACUUGACGGGAAAUCCCUAUUUGCCAAGAGUGAAGAGGCCGGUGUUCUCCCACCUUUCACACUUCCCCCACUUCUGGAUGCUUCGGACACUUUAGCUUUAUUCUGCCAGACCCAUGUUAAGCCUAAACACUAGACUUUGUUGAAGUCUGAUUCCUAAAAGAGAGCGCUCCAUAGGUUCUCUAUGCGUGCUUGUCUAGCAUUCUGAAUUUCUUACCAGUGAUGUAGAUCCAUUUCGGCGUUGAACUUGGUCAGAUUUGGUAACUAUAGUGGUGCCAUAGCGCGUAUGCCCAAUUUUUGUAUCUAGUAUCCAUGAUGCAGUUUGUACGAAGCGCACUGAAGAGAUAAUUACUAUAUUCAGUGGUUAGGUUCUGUUGCGAUGUCAA
Panicum hallii is the source of this 882-nucleotide messenger RNA. Its product is annotated as mitochondrial import inner membrane translocase subunit TIM22-3-like. Gene Ontology annotation, biological process: protein targeting to chloroplast; protein insertion into mitochondrial inner membrane. The coding region runs from base 66 to 632 and encodes 188 amino acids. The record is from RefSeq and is a predicted model, not a curated record. The transcript is spliced from 5 exons. Gene Ontology annotation, cellular component: chloroplast envelope; TIM22 mitochondrial import inner membrane insertion complex. Gene Ontology annotation, molecular function: transmembrane protein transporter activity. Lineage: Eukaryota; Viridiplantae; Streptophyta; Magnoliopsida; Poales; Poaceae.